UUCAAAUGUCUCAGCAGAUUCAGAAAACUACUGCAAAUGGCAAAGAGAUGCUGUCCAAUCCCAGUCUCAUACCUGUGCAGGGGACUUUGAAUGUAGUGAUGAAGCAGAACGUGACCCUUUCCUGUCACUCAGAGUCUGGAUCUCCACCUGUCAGAUACACAUUGUUUAAACACAAUCAGAAGGUAUCCACUUUAAAAAGGCCAGACUUGACCCCCAGUUUGUUUAACCUGACUAUCAACUCUGCCAGUGAUGUGGGUGAAUACAAAUGCAAAGCUGAGAAUAACAACACCCGUGGUGGAAAAUACAGCAACAGUCUCAACUUCACCCUUAUAGAGCCAAUUUCCAAACCAGUGCUGAGCUCACCCACCUCUCAAGCAAAGAAAGGCCAGAACGUGACCCUGUCUUGUCUCGCAGAAAAUGGCUCUCUUCCUAUCACAUACAUAUUCUUCAAAGGAAGACAAAGCAUCUCUCUCCCACUGAAGAUGCAGAAGAGGGAAGCAGCUGUGAUUUUUCUAUUUAUCAAUUCCUCUGGUGACUUUGGAACCUAUAAAUGCAGAGCUGAAAAUAGUUUUCGCAAUAAUACAAAAUACAGCAAUAGUUUCAACUUUACAUUAGCAGAAGAAAGAAGCCAUUCUCAACCCCUGAUAAUUUCUCUUGUGCUGAUCUUGCUACUAUUUGUAAUAGGAUUUGCUCUGGCAAUUAAAUUUUUCAUAAUUCCUUCAUAUAAAUCAAAAAAAUUUAAGUCUUAUAGGUCCUCAGCUGGCCGUACUUCAACAAUGAAUGCAGAAGAGUCUGAAAACUACGUCAUAUACACAGAGAUUGAGCCUGUUAAACCAGAAGAAGAAUACGUCAACUUUUCUGUUAUUAGAAAAGAAGAUGAAAAAGAGAAGGUGGCACAUACUACAGUCUAUUCAAAGGUCCUCAUCAGAGAUUAAGUACAAGGUAAGAUCAAUUUUGUGAUUAACUAAAUUACGUAUUUUUAAAGAAUCGUUCAGUCCUCAGAUGUGAAAAGUAACCUGGAAGACCCAGAUGGUCUAGAUUUGACAAAAAAAGAAGAUACACCACCAAGUGUUAGCAGAACUAUUUGCAGAGAAAACAGAGUCCAUGACUCUAUAGAAGCCAGUUCAGGCCCAAAUGUUUAA
Pterocles gutturalis (yellow-throated sandgrouse) is the source of this 1142-nucleotide messenger RNA. RefSeq names its product mast cell immunoglobulin-like receptor 1 (gene MILR1). Gene Ontology annotation, biological process: cell surface receptor signaling pathway. The annotation marks the transcript as partial. NCBI's taxonomy places the organism in Eukaryota, Metazoa, Chordata, Aves, Pterocliformes, Pteroclidae. The record is from RefSeq and is a predicted model, not a curated record. The transcript has 8 exons. Gene Ontology annotation, molecular function: transmembrane signaling receptor activity.